AUGUCGAGUCCUCGUAUCCUGUUCAACUCCGGUAUUGGCCCAUCAGACCAGAUCAGUAUCGUCGAAUCAGGCUCAACCAGAGUUACGCUCCCACCUAAGAGCGAAUGGGGUGAAUCUCCAGUCGGCUUCGUUCGAGACCAUACAAUCCUCAUACUCUCGUUCAACGUUCCUGGAGGCACGAGCAUCCUCAACCAGACCGAACUCAGGAGCCCUAGUGAAGAAAUUCUUGACCUCUAUGCACAUGGCUCAGGCCCUCUCGCACAGUCUUGGAAUCGUCUCACAUCCUACACAACCGUCACAAACGACGAUGGACACACAACUUUUGUUCAGAUAGACACAGUAGCACUGGCAAACAACACAGUCACAUUCCUCGUAGCCAUCACACACAACUCCACUUCAACCGGUACUCUCGGCAUUACAUCCGAAGGCAAAACGGAGUGGAUGAAGAACCCACACUUACAAACUGACUCCGACAAAGAGGCAAUUAUAAAAGCUGUCGACGAGCUCUUAGCCAUAAGCCGUCUACCCAACAGCACCCUGGUAUACAGUGGUCCUGCAAACUCGACUGGCGCGUCCGUCCUCGAGUACGCGCUUAGUGCCAAGGACCCCAUGACGGUCGUCAUCGGAGGGCAACACAUGAUAGGUACCACGAUUAUGGGCACGGAUGACGGAACGAAGAAUGGCACCAGCGUGGUCGACACCAAUUGUAAGGUGUAUGGCACAGGUAAUCUGAGACUUUAUAUUACGACCGAAUGA
Messenger RNA from Ascochyta rabiei, 756 nucleotides. RefSeq names its product Cellobiose dehydrogenase (acceptor). The coding region runs from base 1 to 756 and encodes 251 amino acids. The record is from RefSeq and is a predicted model, not a curated record. Gene Ontology annotation, molecular function: oxidoreductase activity, acting on CH-OH group of donors. The transcript has a single exon. Lineage: Eukaryota; Fungi; Ascomycota; Dothideomycetes; Pleosporales; Didymellaceae.